UGAAAGAACAACACGAAAAUACCCUCAACUCAAACAUCCCUAUAUUUAGUAAUUCCAACCCCCCAAAAAGAAAAAAAGAACAAGAGGCUCUUUACAUCAUCUACACCAUUCUUCAUCAACAAAAGCAAAAACCCUAAUUUGUUGUUCCAUAAUUAUGCAGCCUUGUAGUCGUGAAAUGCAAGCAAUGAACUCUCUAUUAAACCCUUCCCAACAAAUUCCCCUCCAAGACCUACAAAUCAACAGUCAUCAUCCGCAGUUCGAUGAUCCCGCAUCGUCCCACGAUGACUUCUUAGAACAGAUGCUCUCAACGACGUCGUUCCCUGCUUCUUCUUCCCCAUGGUCCGACCUCAAGUCUCCUUGGGAUCCACCCAAACCCCAAGAAUCUGGUCCUUGUAACCUCGAUAACAAUGCAGCCGCCGCCGGGUUCCACCAUGAUGAGAUUCUAUCUUCCAAGCUUAGACAACAACAACAUCAAAUCAACGAAGGAGAUGGCAGUAACUCUUUCCAAGCUAUGAAGAUGAUGAUGAUGAUGCAACAACAGAUGAUGGUAGCCGGAAGACCCACGGUUGCCGCCUCCGCCAGCGGCGUAGGAACACAUCAGGGUGGUGGAGAAGAUUCCAUACAAGCUUUAUUUAAUGGCUUCGGCGAUGGAUCUUUUCAUCAUCCACAAGCAAGUUUUGGGGCCAACUCGACAACGGAGAUAAACCAAAGUCAGGGUCCGACAGCCGUCGCGCCGCCGACGGAAAAGCCAAAACAAAAAGUUAGGGCAAGGAGGGGUCAAGCUACUGACCCGCAUAGUAUUGCUGAACGACUACGGAGAGUUAAAAUUGCAGAGCGAAUGAAAGCUCUUCAAGAACUGGUUCCUAAUGCCAACAAGACAGAUAAAGCUUCAAUGCUUGAUGAGAUCAUCGACUAUGUCAAAUUCCUCCAGCUCCAAGUCAAGGUUCUGAGUAUGAGCAGAUUGGGCGGUGCUGCUGCUGUUGCUCCCCUUGUUACUGAUAUGCCAUCUGAGGGAGGUGGUGAUUGCAUUCAAACGAGUGCUAAUGGUGGAUCCCAUACACGAACUUCCAACGGCAACCAAACGCCGCCUGCUAACGACAGCCUGACGGUGACGGAGCACCAACUGGCCAAGCUUAUGGAAGAGGACAUGGGCACCGCCAUGCAGUAUCUUCAGGUGAAGGGUCUAUGUCUCAUGCCGAUCUCGCUCGCCACAGCCAUCUCAACCGCCACUUCUCAUUCAAGGAACCCAAUGAUCAGCAAUGAGAACCCAAACACCGGCAUUAACGGAAUCGGUAGCAACCCUUUGCUACAAUCGAGCGGUGGUGAUGGGCCUUCCUCGCCUAGCAUGUCGGUGUUGACCGUCCAGUCAGCCACCAUGGGUAAUGGCGGUGCUGAUGGCGCUGCCUCCGUUUCCAAGCCGUGAUAGCGGCGUUUGUGACUGACCAUUAUUAGGCAUUAGCUCCAGACACAGUUGAAGGGCAGCUUUGAGUCUAUGAAAAAUAAGGUUGUCUUUGUUCAAUCGUGUUUUUUCCCCCUGCAAACGACACCGUAUUUAUAGACUUUAUAGGCUAAACCCUGAAGUCAGUUCCCGUAAUGGAAUAAACUUUGAACCUAAAUAUUUUAUCAUUUUAUCUACAAUCGAAUAAUUAUAAUUGUUUUUCAUUUAA
Messenger RNA from Hibiscus syriacus, 1667 nucleotides. RefSeq names its product bHLH transcription factor RHL1-like. Gene Ontology annotation, biological process: regulation of transcription by RNA polymerase II. NCBI's taxonomy places the organism in Eukaryota, Viridiplantae, Streptophyta, Magnoliopsida, Malvales, Malvaceae. The record is from RefSeq and is a predicted model, not a curated record. The transcript is spliced from 6 exons. The coding region runs from base 155 to 1423 and encodes 422 amino acids. Gene Ontology annotation, cellular component: nucleus. Gene Ontology annotation, molecular function: protein dimerization activity; RNA polymerase II cis-regulatory region sequence-specific DNA binding; DNA-binding transcription factor activity, RNA polymerase II-specific.